Messenger RNA from Rhodotorula graminis WP1, 924 nucleotides. RefSeq lists its product as uncharacterized. The transcript is spliced from 3 exons. Lineage: Eukaryota; Fungi; Basidiomycota; Microbotryomycetes; Sporidiobolales; Sporidiobolaceae. The coding region runs from base 1 to 924 and encodes 307 amino acids. The record is from RefSeq and is a predicted model, not a curated record.
AUGUCUGCCGAAGCCGCUGGACCGCCGCCUGUCUCUGCGCCUCCUCGCCGUGGGUCGCGUCCGCCGCCUGCGGCCGGCUCGCCCGGCUUUCGCUUCCCAGCCCCGCAUCCCUACAACGCCAGCGCAUCGCCGACGUCGCUAAGCAGCAUCCCUGCCGAUCUGGCGCACCGAGCGCCGUACCAGGCGUCGUCGUCGCAGGAAGCCCUCCUCGAGAAACCGGUCGAGCGCCCCGCAAGACGACCCGACAUGCCCAAGAACCCGCUCGACGCGGUCUCGACCUCGCCAACGCCGCCUCGCCCAGCUCGACCACCCGCCAGCCUGUUCAGCCACGACGGCCGCGACGGGCAGGGCCGCCGCGCCAGCAGGUCCAUCGAGCAUCCAUCGAGCUCUGCCUCCCUCGACGCCUCUCGAGUAGCACGUCGAGCGCCCGCUCCGCUCGCCGAGUCGGCCGCACUCGCCGCGACUUUCCCCUCGGCCCCAUCGUCGCACGAGGCCGUCGAGCUGCACGAGCUCGUCGACAUCGCCGUCGACAAGAAGCGUCUCGGCGAGCAGGCGCUGCCCGUCCUCGCCAUCGACGCGCCGCCGCGCUCCCCGGCCCGCAGUCGAGCGAGCGUGAGCGUCGCCGGCUCGACUCGGCGGCGCAGGACGGUCAAGAAGCGGGUUAUCGUCGUCGUCAUCACGCUCGUCGUCGCUGGGCUCGAGCGCGGCGUCGCCACCGGCCUCCUCAAGCAGGACCACCGGCGCCAUCGCCGCCGACUCGACUUCUCGACGCACCCGAAUCGCUACUCGGGUUUGCCCACCGCCCGCCUCGAGUACCGCCGCCCCGUCGACCGCCUCCUCGCUGUCGGACGCCCGCUCGACCCCUCGCCGUCGAGCGUCGUCGGCCGUGAGCGCCGUCAAGACGCGGGCUCUCGCGUCGAGUGA